UCGGUGACUGCGCCUACGCAGGGUCCCAAAUAUACCCUCAGGGAGUCCAUCAGGAUUUGAGGAUCCUGAAGCAGUAGCUGAAGGAGCGUCCGGUCCUCGAGCAGGGGUGCUGGAAACAGGCCCCCGCACCAGCCUGAGCACACUCGGCCCCCUUUUCGGGGCAAGCGGUCAACUGCCCCCCCCGGCACCCGCGUCCCUGCGGCAGGACCAGGGCCCCAGCCGCCUGGACUGACGCCGUCUGAUGGAGCCCCAGGCAGAGAAGCCAGGAGAGGCGGACGGGGUGCGAGUCACGCCCCAGCUGCUCAAGUCGCGCUCUGGUGAGUUUGCCCUGGAGUCCAUCCUGCUGCUGAAGCUUCGGGGCCUGGGGCUGGCCGACCUGGGCUGCCUGGGGGAGUGCCUGGCCCUCGAGUGGCUGGACCUGUCGGGCAACGCCCUCACCCAGCUGGGCCCGCUGGCCUCCCUGCGCCAGCUGGUGGUGCUCAACGUCGCCGACAACCGGCUGACGGGGCUGGAGCCGCUGGCCGCCUGCGAGAACCUGCAGAGCCUCAACGCGGCGGGCAACCAGCUGGCCGCCCCCGCGCAGCUGCAGUGUCUGGCCGGCCUGCGCAGCCUCCAGUGCCUGCGGCUCCGGGACCCGCUGGCCCGGCUCAGCAACCCGCUGUGCGCCAGCCCCGCCUACGCCGCGCUGGUCCGGGAGCUGCUGCCCGGCCUGAAGGUCAUCGAUGGCGAGCGCGUGACCGGGCGCGGCAGUGAGUUCUACCAGCUGUGCCGUGACCUGGACAGCUCGUUGCGCCCCAGCUCCAGCCCGGGCCCGAGGGCCCCCGAGGCGCAGCCCUGGGUAGAGCCAGGGUACUGGGAGUCGUGGCCCGGCCGGAGCAGCUCCAUCCUGGAGGAGGCAUGCCGGCAGUUUCAGGACUCGCUGCGGGAGUGCCACGAGCUGGACCGCCAGGCCCGCGACAGUCUGGCCCGGGCCGAGCAGGCGCUCAGCCCCGCAGGCGCCACCUCAUCCUUUGUGUUUUGAGUAUCCCCGCGGCCCGUGGCAGCUGGGCACGUGGCCCCAGGGUUAGCAUACUGUGGCCCAGCUGCCCAUGUCUCCCCUACGGGGACACGUCCACGCGCUCCUCAUGCUGGCCGCCGGGCCGCAGACUGGGCCCUUCGUUUAUCUGUGUUCCUAAGAGCAGCGCCUCCCUCUUCCUCUGCCUCAAGGAAAAUCCCAUACCGUCCCUCCCCGAGCUGCAAGGACACACCCCUCGGUGGCCUCUGGCACGUGUAAGGACUCUCCUCAAGCGGCCAGGCACCACCUGCACUGUGCACCUGGGAGGAGGCCGUGUCCACGGCUGCCACGCCUGGCUGCGCGGGUCUGAGACUUGAGGGAAGACAGUCGCUUUUUCAUAAGGCUGAAGAUGAGAAAGGUCGGGAACCUGUGUCCGCUGUCCCGGCCAGUCCUGGGAGAGGCCGCGGCAGAGCCCGGAAGCUGGCGUUGACCCACCUUCCAAAUGACCCUCUGCUGCGGGCCCCCCCCAUCCCCUGGGACCCUGGAGCCUCCGCUGCCCACCCUCACCCACGCCGAUCCCUAUUAAAUCUUUCUGUUUUAGGAAGCAUU
Molecule: messenger RNA, 1603 nt
Organism: Hyaena hyaena (striped hyena)
Lineage: Eukaryota; Metazoa; Chordata; Mammalia; Carnivora; Hyaenidae
Gene: LRRC61
Product: leucine rich repeat containing 61
Exons: 2
Coding region: 242-1021 (259 amino acids)
Biological process (GO): outer dynein arm assembly
Cellular component (GO): cytoplasm
Molecular function (GO): protein binding
Source: RefSeq, a predicted model, not a curated record